UUGUUCAGCUUUUCACCACCAAGAAGUGAUUCUACAACCCUCAAAAGUGAAAAGCUGAAUUUUCAAUGGUGUUUAGUUUAGCUUUUAAGAAUUGAUUAUAUCCUCCAAUGAAGCUACAAAUCCUAACUUUUGGCUUUUGUAGAAUCAAUUCUACAUUAAACUAUUAUCAAUUCCAUAACUACCUUCUUAAUUAUCAUCAAUUUUUAUCACCCUUUCUCCAACCAUAUUUGUUUUUUUCUGCCUGGAACCUUAAAUUCAUUCACUCCACUGUCCACUUUUCUCUAGCUAGAACUCAAUUACCCUUCACAAAUUUAAUCUAAAAAUUUAUUGCUAUUAGGUUAUAUAACAACACCACCUCCUCCUAGCAAAUAUUGUGCUCAAGAGAACAACAAAAAGGAAAAAUUCUGCUUAAAAGAUAACAACAACAACAAGCAUUAUGGCUAAACAAAAGAAAGUUUCCGCGGAUUGGUCGGAUCUUAAAGUGAAUGAAAUAUUCAUCCAAACAUGUUUGGAUCAAGUUGUCAAGAAUGAACGCGUUGGCACUAGCUUUACUAAGAAAGGGUGGAAAAACAUUGUUUGCCAAUUUCAUGAAUCAAAAUGUAAUGGCCGUAUGUGAUUGGAAUAUGUGUUUCACUUUUGUAUUGGCUGGUUGGGAAGGUACUGCUCAUGAUGCUCGUGUUUUUGACCAAGCUUUAACAAAUGCAAAUCUUAAUUUUCCACACCCUCCGCCAGGUAAGUAUUAUUUGGUAGAUUAUGGGUAUCCAACACCAAUAGGGUACAUUGGUCCAUACAAACAUGAACAGUAUCAUCUUCCUGAAUUUAGGCGUUCUAACGGGUUUGCAAAUCAUAAUGAAGUAUUUAAUUAUUAUCACUCAAGUUUAAGAUACACAAUAGAAAGAACUUUUGGGGUAUGGAAGAACAUAUUUGCAAUCCUACGUCGCAUGCCUAACUUUAAAUUUGAGACACAAGUUCAAAUAGUUGUCGCAACAAUGGCUAUACGCAACUUUAUCUGAAGGAAGGCAUAAAUUGAUAUUGAUUUUAAUGUUUAUGAAGAUGAAAGCACAAUCAUUCACCAUGAUGAUAGCUCAUCUAACUUGGAUCAAUCCCAUGUUUUAAAUAUAGUUUCGUCAUCAGAGAUGGAUCGCGUUCGAAACAUAAUCCGCAAUGAAAUUAUUGAGCACAGGCAAAAUAAUUAGUAUUGUUCUUUAAAUUAUUAUAUCAAUAUUUUAGUACUAUAAUACACUUUAAAUUAGUUUUGUAAUAAUAUUAGUACUUUGUUGCAAUUUAAAUUCUAUUAUCUAUUUGUAA
Messenger RNA from Medicago truncatula (barrel medic), 1308 nucleotides. RefSeq lists its product as uncharacterized. The transcript is spliced from 3 exons. The record is from RefSeq and is a predicted model, not a curated record. Bases 486 to 1013 code for a protein of 175 amino acids. Lineage: Eukaryota; Viridiplantae; Streptophyta; Magnoliopsida; Fabales; Fabaceae.